UACCGUAAAGUGUUAUGUACAGCGGCAGGUUCGAACGUGCAUUUACUGUAUGAAUUUUCUUGCUUUGUAAUUAAUGGUAUACUAAGAGGCUCAGGGCAUGGGAAAACUAUGGCAGCUUCAUCGAUUGAUUUAGACUCGCCUGAUUUGUGUCUUAUCGACUGCGGUAUAUCUAGUCUUCAAGAACUUCCAUUGAAAUCGCAUCUUGUUUCCUUGAAUCUGCACAGCAAUUACAUCAGUCAUAUAGAUAGUCUUGGUCAUCUCAAGCUUCUGAAGCAUCUAGAUUUGUCUGCUAACCAGAUCCGUGUUAUUGAAGGGCUUGCUGGAUUGACUUCUUUGAAGACAUUGAAUUUGUCCUGCAAUUUGUUGAGCACUGUUGAAGGGUUGUCAAACCUUAGACAUUUAGAGAAAAUUAACCUGAGUUACAAUCAAAUAGAUGACCUCACUGGUUUGAAGGCGUUGUCAGGGUCGUCAUACAGCGUGUCACAUAUAGAUCUCCAUGGUAACAAGCUGUCCUCAGUGGCACACAUAGCACAGUGUCUGUGUCGACUCGUUGGUUUAAAACAGCUGAUUCUCAGUCUAGACGGAUCUAGCAAUCCAGUGUGUCAUAAAUCAGGCUAUGAGCGUGAAUUAAUGUCAAAUUUACCACAGCUGCAUUAUCUAGAUGGCAGGGAUCGGCUUGGAAACACUCAAUCUGACACCGAUAUGAAUGCUCCAGGUUUGGAUGACUUUUUAGAUUAUUUGCUUUCAAGUGGAGCAGAUUCUGAAACUCU
Messenger RNA from Ruditapes philippinarum (Manila clam), 770 nucleotides. Its product is annotated as leucine-rich repeat and coiled-coil domain-containing protein 1-like. The record is from RefSeq and is a predicted model, not a curated record. Gene Ontology annotation, cellular component: cytoplasm. Lineage: Eukaryota; Metazoa; Mollusca; Bivalvia; Venerida; Veneridae. Gene Ontology annotation, molecular function: protein binding.